AUGGAGAGGGAGUUGAUUUCUCGUGCUUUGCUUUGGGCUUUCCCAAAAUGCCUCAUACUGAUAGAGAUUCAUACUGAUAGAGAUGNGUUUGAAGGUUCUGUUAAGUACAAAAAUUGGCUUGGAUAUGGGGAUUUAUGGGAUGGCUCUUUGGCAUACGGUCCUAAUCAAACAUCUGAGGUGAGUACCGGUGUUUAUUUCCCGAGGCUGAAGCGAUCAGUGACUCCUUUGGUGGCACGGCUAUCCCUACUUUCCCAAGAUUGGUUAGAGUUUUCAUCUUACAAAGAACGGUCUUUAGGUCUUUCCCUUGGCCUAUAUUCAACAAAGUAUCAUGAUUUGGCAUACAGCCUUGGAUGGCGCACCAUAAUCGACCCUUCACAGAUGGCGUCUAAUUCGAUAAGGAGACAACUUGGAAAUAGUUUACUUUCUUCUCUAAAAUAUACUUUGAAGGUUGAUAAGAGGAAUUCUGCAGGGAGGCCAACUAGAGGAUAUGCUUUUGUUUCUACUAGUCAAAUUGGUGGCCUCGCACCUGAUCACCGGAGCUUGCGCUUUGUGCGACAGGAAUUUGAUCUACGUUAUGCCAUUCCUCUCGGCUUUGAUCGUGCUGCCAUGAACUUUGGAGUUUCUGCUGGUGUUGUCUUGCCUUGGGGAAAUGGAUUCAUGAACAAGCCAUCGCCCCUUCCCGAACGCUUUUUCUUAGGUGGUGAUUUCUCUCCAGUAUGCACCGUCGGAGGCCCAACAACUGUAUGGGGUUUUAAGACACGUAGGAUGGGGCCAACUGAGCCGAGGCGGGAAGUGAGGGGCGAAAAUAAUCAGGGUGAAAACAGUGAUUCUCCUGGAAGGGAUUUUGUCGGAGGGGAUCUUGCUGUGACCGCGUUUGCUGAUCUUUCGUUCGACUUCCCAAUUCGCUGGUUAAGAGAACAUGGAAUCCACGGACACAUCUUUGCUGGUGCAGGAAAUCUUGCAAAGUUGACUGAGAAUGAGUUUCGCAGUUUCUCUUUUCAGAAGUUCUUGGAAACUUUCCGUACCUCAGUAGGAGCUGGGAUUGUGCUUCCAACAAGACUCUUCCGCCUAGAGGGUAACUUCUACUACAUAUUGAAGCAGCAAGAGCAUGAUCGUGGAAAAACUGGCUUUCGGUUUAGCAUAUCUGCCCCAUCAUAAACCUUGAAUUUUGGCGAGGUUUGAUAGAUAUUCAGGUUUGAUUGAAUUUGUUUCUUUUGCUCAAUGACAGUGUCCUUGCUGAGUUAUCAGUUUGGACUGGAU
Molecule: messenger RNA, 1260 nt
Organism: Cucurbita pepo subsp. pepo (vegetable marrow)
Lineage: Eukaryota; Viridiplantae; Streptophyta; Magnoliopsida; Cucurbitales; Cucurbitaceae
Source: RefSeq, a predicted model, not a curated record